UGCUAUCUCGCAGACGCAGCGAGAUGAAGACGGUCCUGCUGCUCCUCCUGCUGCUGGCCGCGGCCACUGGCCCAGCCCGGGCCCUGCAGUGCCACGUGUGCACCAGCGCCAGCAACUGUGAGAGGCCGAAGAUGUGCCAGCCCUCCUCGCGCUACUGCAAGACCCAGCACAAGGUGGACGCCCUGAAGGGCAACCUGGUGGAGAAGAGCUGCGAGGACGCCUGCACGCCCGACACCCACCAGACCGGCCAGGUCAGCAGCGGCGCCUCGUACACCCACUGUUGCGAGACAGACCUGUGCAACCGGAGGCUGCCCAGCCGCGCACCCGCCGGCGCCCUGCCCCUCAGCGGCGCCCUGCCCCUGGCGCUGGCCCUGGGCCUCCUCGCGCUCCUCUGGGCCCCCGGCCUGUGAGCCCAGGAGAGGUCCUACUUCCCCGGCCCUCCCCGGCCCUCCCCAGCCGUGAUGGGGGCCCCUGGGCUGGCACAGCUUCCUCAGGAGCCUGGGCCAGGCCCCGUGGGCAGCCAGAGCCGGGGAGCCCCGCCCCUGUCUCUCCCAGGAUCCCAGGAGGGGAGAGCCCAGCUCCCUGGGCCGGGGAGGGUGGGGACGGGCACUCUGACCCCUGCCGCUUUCAUAUCCGUCCUGUUUGGUUUCCUUGUUUUUUUUUUUUAGUCGGAACUCCAGAGGAAUAAAUGAUUAAGAACCAGUGU
Molecule: messenger RNA, 706 nt
Organism: Phyllostomus discolor (pale spear-nosed bat)
Lineage: Eukaryota; Metazoa; Chordata; Mammalia; Chiroptera; Phyllostomidae
Gene: LY6D
Product: lymphocyte antigen 6 family member D
Exons: 3
Coding region: 24-410 (128 amino acids)
Biological process (GO): lymphocyte differentiation
Cellular component (GO): cell surface
Source: RefSeq, a predicted model, not a curated record